ACCGAUGCCUAAUCCACCACCGCAGAUCAUCACAACUACUCAUGAGCAGAAAUUACCUCUGCCUGUCCAGCCACAGGAUGUCCGGAGCAGGAACAGUGAACACGGUGCUCACUUGCAGAGGCAAGGGCAAUUACUCAGUCAUGUCCACUUUGAGGAUGAGUCAAAGAAAGAGACAGAGUGUCACUAUGUAGAUAAAGUUUGUAAGCGUAAACUGGGGUUGAUGGACAGUUCACUAUUCAACCAGCAAAUAAAGACACAACUGCCUAUCCUAGUCCCACAAGGGAGCAAAGAUUUAGGAUCAAGCCAUGGAAAUGUAGAUAUCCCUUUGGCCAUUCUGACUAAUCAAGGAGAGCCCUCUCUGAAGCCUGAGAAAUGUGAAGCUUGUGGGAGCAUACUGACACCUAGUUAUCCCAAAGAACCUAGGCAAAAUGCAGAGGGACAAAGAAGCUCAGGUAAUCAGUUAGUCACAUCUGGUCAAUCAAGUCAUCAAAUCAUUCAACCAAAACUUUUAAAAGGUACUUUGUUGUCUGGAAGUUCCAGCCUGGAUGAGAAUACUGAGGCUGCAGGACCAAGUGAUGCUGGAGAGAGAGUAUCAGCUUUCGGCAAGCUCCGCAGGCGGAGUCGCAAAGGGGAAAACAGAGUCGAGACGAGUCACGGCCCUUAUGCUCGUGGUCAAGAUCUCUUGGCACAACGUAGGAAUUCUAGGACCAGAUCCAGUCUGGAGGAGGUGGCUGGGCCUCGUUCCAAACCUGCACGAGGUGUUACUUUUGCUAUUGAUUCCUGUAUCCCAACAGCAACAAGCUCCAGAAACUAUAGGGAUCCUUCCGGGAUACAGCUGCCCAUCAAAUCAGCUUUGAAGUCUGGUUCCAAGAGCAGGCCAAUAGAGCAACAAGGGGUGAAGAGCCUGCCUUCAGUUCAGGAAGUGGAAAGAAGUCCUCACUAUGCUGUUUCUACCCCUCAGGACCUUGGUGCACCUUCUCAGGUUUCACAGGUCUCCUCAGGACUCACUCCUUGUAUUAAACCAUCCUCUCUCAGAUACUCCUCACCUGUGGGAACUCCAGUAAAGCCAGUGGAUGCCCUUUCACCAAGCGAAGAUUCCACCUGUGCUGCAUCUCGUCCACCGGAAUGUAGACCGAUUGUCAGAGGUGCGGCCAUCUCGAAGACUGAAGACUUGAGAGCAGAACUUCUGAGAUCAGAACAUCGCAAAGCUGAAUUACAGUGGGACGAAAAUUUCGGUGCAUCAAGGUAUGUUUAUUUAUCCCAACAGUAG
Messenger RNA from Hemibagrus wyckioides, 1270 nucleotides. RefSeq lists its product as uncharacterized. The transcript has 2 exons. The coding region runs from base 5 to 1270 and encodes 421 amino acids. The record is from RefSeq and is a predicted model, not a curated record. NCBI's taxonomy places the organism in Eukaryota, Metazoa, Chordata, Actinopteri, Siluriformes, Bagridae.